This is a messenger RNA of Oncorhynchus kisutch (coho salmon), 3373 nucleotides long. RefSeq names its product ephexin-1. The transcript is spliced from 13 exons. Lineage: Eukaryota; Metazoa; Chordata; Actinopteri; Salmoniformes; Salmonidae. Gene Ontology annotation, molecular function: guanyl-nucleotide exchange factor activity; protein binding. The coding region runs from base 201 to 2774 and encodes 857 amino acids. The record is from RefSeq and is a predicted model, not a curated record. Gene Ontology annotation, biological process: activation of GTPase activity.
UGGCUGAAUCAGGUUCACAAAGAGAGAGACUAUAUGGGCCUGUGCUGAUGCACUAUGUUAUGUCUGAUAGACUGACGUUUCAUUGUGCUGAACUCAGGGAAAGAGAGAGCAACGUACUGUGAGGCAAUACAGCUACGGAGAACACCGCGGAUUUGGACGGUCAGAACUGAGGUGCUUUACGGAGAUCCAAAAAGGUCUGCAUGGGUACUGAGAACACAUCAGGGCUCCUACCAACCUCUCUACUUCCUAAAGGCCCAUUUCCCUACCGGGUUCCACCCAAACCCCAGCCCAGAUGGGAACGAUGGCACUGGGCCACAGACACUGUAACUGUCCUGAGGAACACCUGUACAGGUGAAGCAGGGGACCAUGGUCAGGAGAAGGGACAACUGACCAGGAACAAGUCCAUACCACCUCUCAUCAAUAGCCAGGGGGACUCUAUUUCGUCUGAAGUUAUGACCUCAGGCUCUUCCAGGAUCCAAUCUGCAUCUUCAACGACACCAGCGGAGGAACAGUGGGCUUCCAUCAGAUUCACACCUGUUCCAAAGCCUCCUCUCAGAGUCGGACCAACACCAGCAGAGGAACAGUGGGCUUCCAUCGGAUUCACACCUGUUCCAAAGCCUCGUCUCAGAGUCGAACCAACACCAGCAGAGGAACAGUGGGCUUCCAUCGGAUUCACACCUGUUCCAAAGCCUCCUCUCAGAGUCGGACCAACACCAGCAGAGGAACAGUGGGCUUCCAUCGGAUUCACACCUGUUCCAAAGCCUCCUCUCAGAGUCGGACCAACACCAGCAGAGGAACAGUGGGCUUCCAUCGGAUUCACACCAGUUCCAAAACCUCGUCUCAGAGACGGACCAACACCAGCAGAGGAACAGUGGGCUUCCAUCGGAUUCACACCUGUUCCAAAACCUCGUCUCAGAGACGGACCAACACCAGCAGAGGAACAGUGGGCUUCCAUCAGAUUCACACCUGUUCCAAAACCUCGUCUCAGAGACGGACCAACACCAGCAGUGGAAGAGUGGGCUUCCAUCAGAUUCACACCUGUUCCAAAGCCUCCUCUCAGAGUCGGACCAACACUUAACCCACACAGCAGAGACUCAGGUCUGGCAGCAGGACAUAUGGAGAAGCCCUUAUGCUUACAUACCAACCCCGUCCAAAGACUUCCUCCCCCUAACAAGCCCCUCCCAACUUUAAAAAUAAACAGUAUUGUUCAGAGAAUGGUCCACAUGAACACUGAGAACAGAAGCAGUGGAUCCAUGGUUGUCAUUGACACUGAGGGCUCAGGAGUGGAUUUGCAUUAUACACAGCUUCCAAGAGGCAGCCGGGAGAGGCUGAACACUGCUGUGACAGACAAGCUGAAAGCAAACUGCAGAGAGAAAAACGGUUUAUUAGAAACGUUGUGGCAGGAACGCAAACUGGUGCAAGAGAGCGGAAUACUGCCGUACCUCAACAAGCAAGAGCUGCUGCUACAGGAGAGUAUGUAUGAGGUGGUGACGACAGAGCAGUCCUACCUGGAGAGGCUGGGUGUCGCUGUGAACCAUUUCAUGAAGUCAUCUACCCUGCGUCUAGCCCUGUCACCCAGAGACCACAAGUCCCUUUUCUCUAGUAUUGCCAAGAUCAGGGAGAUUAGCCAGAAAUUUUUAGAUGCGAUGAAGGAGGAGCUGGAGUCUAACCUGCUAUGUGACAUGUUGUGUGAUGUCAUCCAUCGCCACACCAGCAGCCACUUCAGUGCCUAUGUGGACUACAUCCGUAACAUGCCUUACCAGGAACAGACCAUGCACAACCUGGGGAGGGAGAACCCCCAGAUCAUGGAAAUAUUAAGGGAGCUACAAGACGACCAACGCUGUUAUCGUCUGCCCCUGAAGUCCUUCCUGGUCCUUCCCUUUCAGAGGAUCACACGACUCAAGAUCCUCAUAGAGAACAUUUUGAAGAGUACAGAGCGGGGGUCAGAGAGGCAGGUGUCUGCAGAGAAAGCACUGAGAGCACUCAUAAAGGUAGUUGAGGCCUGCAAUAGGGAGGUGGGGAGGAUGAAGAUGAUGGAGGAAAUCGUUCACAUCGCCAACAAAACUGAGUUUGAAUGCAAGGCCCUGCCCCUGGUGUCUUCCUCUCGCUGGCUUGUCAGACAGGGGCAACUAGCUCAGCUGUCAGAGAAAGAAAACAUCUUUGGUCACCGGAAACUCUGUCACAUCUACCUUUUCCUCUUCAAUGACCUACUGCUGGUGACCACUAGGAAAGGCAUGGAUCGGUUUGUGGUGCGGGAUCAUGUCCACCGUUCCCUGAUAGAGGUGAGUGAAGGACUGGAGGAGAAGGAGGAUUUGGUGUGUGCUUCAUGGGAGAGGAUGUUCUGCCUCGCUCUGCUGAAGAACCAGAGGGGAACAACAUCUCAGUUCCUGCUGCAGGCCUCCACACAGGCAGAGAAGAUAACCUGGAUGGAGGUGUUGAGUCAUCGAGUGGACGGGAUGGAAGGAAUCUAUGAAGAAUGGGACUGUCCUCAGGUACGAUGCACUGAGGUCUACGUAGCACAGCAGCCAGGGGAACUGAGUGUACAGCUGGGUGAUACCAUCAACGUCAUACAGAAAACUGCUGAUGGUUUCCUAGAGGGCAGGAGACUUGUGGACGGUGAGCGGGGCUGGUUCCCAGAUUACUGUGCGGUGCAGGUCACCAAUGAGUACGUCCAGAGAAAACACCUCAGGCAGCGCUACCAUGUUUUACAGACUGCCAACCGCAUCCUGAACAGACGGCACACUGUUCCCCAGGCAACUGCCUGCUUCAGAUAGAAAGGUCUUUCUGAAUGAGGUCUGCAUCUCAAAUGGCACCCUAUCUAUCCCUUAUAUCAGGGCGUUCACAAUAAUUAGACGGUUGAUAAACUGAAUUAGGUUAGUUUCAAAUGGGGUUGGAGUGAAAACCUACAGGAGGGUAGCUGUCCAGGAACAGGGUUGGAGAGCCCUGGUGUAAACCUACAGGAGGGUAGCUCUCCAGGAACAGGGUUGGAGAGCCCUGGUGUAAACCUACAGGAGGGUAGCUCUCCAGGAACAGGGUUGGAGAGCCCUGGUGUAAACCUACAGGAGGGUAGCCAUCCAGGAACAGGGUUGGAGAGCCCUGGUGUAAACCUACAGGAGGGUAGCUCUCCAGGAACAGGGUUGGAGAGCCCUGGUGUAAACCUACAGGAGGGUAGCUGUCCAGGAACAGGGUUGGAGAGCCCUGGUGUAAACCUAUAGGAGGGUAGAUCUCCAGGAACAGGUUUGGAGAGCCCUGGUGUAAACCUACAGGAGGGUAUCUCUCCAGGAACAGGGUUCGGGAGCCCUGGUGUAAACCUACAGGAGGGUAGAUCUCCAGGAACAGCGUUAGAAAAGCCCUGGUGUAAACCUACAGGAGG